AGAUUCUGAUGGUAAUGUUGGGUUGUGUGCCUGCGUAAUCUUUUGACGUAGAGGAUGGAUAUUUUUCUUUCUGUUAUCUUACAAGUAUUGGGCACUAGUGUUUUCUUGAAUUUCAAUCCGUGUGGUUUCUUGUGCUUUCCUUUGCUAGAUUGUAAUCGUAAAUUUAAUUAUCGUGCCGUAGUGUUCUUGGUAACUCAUGUAGGGAUGAACUAAAAGCCAUAGUCGUGUUUUGGCAUCUUGAAUGCUUUGAUCAUGAUUCAUGAGUACAGCCUUAUAUGUGCUGUACAUGUAUUAAGAAGAAAAUUCUCUCUUUCAUAGGAAACAUUUCUCAAAGGACAAAAAAAAUCUUUUCAUAUGCCAAAGUCUGCUACUUGUAGUAGUUUGUGCUGCAAAUAUGCGAUGAAGCAGGUUGUAAGGCAUUAUCACUUAAGCAGCAAUCUGCCUUGGGGAAGCUUUUUCCGCAGGGUUGCUUGUAGUUGUUGCCCUGUUGUAGAGGCCGGGUUUUUAAUCCAUUAUCUAAAAAAAAAAAGUUGUUGCCCUGUGUCUUGCUAAUGCUAUAUGUCCUCAUUUCAUUUCUGUCGAGUGAAAUACAAAUUCAGAUCUCCUUAAUUUCUACCAAAGAAGAAUUUUGCACAAAACAUGGAUUUUGUCAUCUUCUAUGUUCUGCACCAUGUAGAACGCUUAUUACGAUUUGAUAUUUUUCCGUCAUGCUUAUUAUACUACUUUUUUUUCUCAGUAGACAGAUCGAGUUUUGUCUCAAAGUUCAGUUUCCUUACAUUUUGGUUGUAGUAUCAACAGGCAAAAGCUGCUUCCCCAUUCCAUGCUGUACACAUUUAUGACCAUUCGAUUUUAUGCAAGUAUUUCCUUUAAGUGUUUCUUUUCUCUGGCAUGUUCUAUGAGUUGGAGAGGUCUGAAGCCUACAGUCCUUUCCAUGUUGCUUUAGCAAGGAAUAGAGAAACGUAUCACUUUCUAAACCAGUUUCUUCUCAUAAUGGAUUUGCACCAUAGCAUUCGAACAUAAAUAAUUUCAUUGAAAAACAUAAAUAAAUCAAAUUUAUUCCUUGAUUAUGAAAUCUUCAGAAGGUCAAACAAACAAUUGUUUGUAAUCAGCCAACAUCUAGUUGCUCCUAUCUUCCCUCUUAGCUUAAGGAUUAUAUUAGGAUUAUUUAUUAAUCUAUAGGCUGUUUAUCUCCUAAACUUUUACACUCCUAGAUAGUUACUCUCCUAGACCUUUGGUCUUAUGUAACUCCCUAGUAUUGAUUGUAAUUCUGCUAUAUAUAUAUGAGAGUUCACCUCCCCACAUUGGUGAGGCAUCUAUUCCACUUUCUCUACAUGGUAUCAGAGCCUAGGCUCUUACCUUCUUUUCCGCUGCUCUAGCACGCUGCCAUCACAGCUGCAUCCCAGCCAUGUCGACUGAAUCAACUCAGUCCUCCACCUCCUCGGCCUCGAGUGGUUCUUCUUCUUCCAGCACCACCAGCGAAUUCCUCCACCCCUACGCCACGGUCGCCGUCAAAUCCCACGUCCCCAUCACCCUAGAAAACACCCACCCGAACUACAACAAAUGGAGGGCCUUCUUCACAUCUUUGUGCGGCAAGUUCGGGUUGAUGGCUCACAUCGACGGUUCCGCUCCUCCACGCCCCAAUGACCCGGCUUGGGAACAGGCCGACUGCUGCAUCCGCAGCUGGAUCUUCGGGUCAGUCGCCGACAACGUCCUUGACCUCGCCAUGGAGCCCGAUCAGACCGCGCGGGAGCUCUGGGUCGCCAUCGAGGACAUGUUCCACGCCAACAAAGAGCCUCGAGCGAUCUUCCUCAGCCACCAGUUUCACUCCAUGAUUCAAGGCGACUCCUCCAUCGACGAUUACUGCCAGAAGAUGGAGACCGCUGCCGACGCUCUUCGCGACGUCGGCCACGCCGUCACCGAAUCCCAACUCGUGCUUAACCUCCUCCGAGGCCUGAACGAGCGCUUCUCCAACACCGGAGAUAACAUCGCCGGCGCAGCCGUCCUCCCAAGCUUCACCUCAGCGCGCAACACCCUCCUGCUGAAGGAGUUGCGCAUCGCCAACGAAGCCAGGGUGGCGGCAGCCACGGCGCUGGUGGCCAGCGGCGGCUUCGGCUCCGGUUCCUGCCCUCCCGGCGGCUGCAUCUCCUCUGGCGGUGGGGGUGGCGGCAGUGGGAGUGGUGGCGGCGCACGCCAGACCUUCCCGGGCGGUGGGACUGGUGGCGGCGGCUUCCCUGCUGGCCAGGCCCGCACCGGCGGCAACACGAACCGCCGCAACCGCAAGGGAAAUGGUGGACGUGGCGGUGGAAAUGGAGGAGGGAACGGCGGCGGCAGUGGGGGUGGUGGUGGCGCUCGCCAGGCCUUCUCUGGCGGCGGUGGCGGCGGCGUUUCCUCUGGUGGCGGCGGCUUCUCUGCUGGAGGGAGUUCGACCGGCUGGGUGGCCAACCCUAGCUGGAGGCUGGCCGGGCCUUGGGUUUGUUUUAACCCCUGGCCGGCCCAGCAACAGGCCUGGCGCCCCUCUUCGGCCGGCCUUCUUGGGCCGGCUCCGACGGCCCACUACUCCCAGGCCAAUACCACAUAUGCUGGGCCAUUUGUGUCGCCCACAUCUGCUCCUACAGGCCAGCCCAAUUGGGAGCAAGCUGGCCUCAUUGCAGCACUGAACCAGAUGGCCUUCCAAAGCCCAAACAACUGGGUUUUGGACACCGGCGCGACAUCUCAUAUGUCCUCCACUGAUGGUAUCCUCGUUACACGCUUGCCUAACUCUUACACUUUUAUUACUGUUGGAAAUGGUCAAACUAUUCCCGUUACUUGUCGUGGCACCUCUUUUCUACCCAUAGGAACCACCAAAUUUGCACUCAAAAACAUCCUUGUCGCCCCUUCCUUAGUUCGUAAUUUACUUUCAGUUCGUCAGUUUACCCGCGACAAUAAAUGUUCCAUUGAGUUUGAUGAAUUUGGUUUCUCUGUUAAGGACCUUCAGACCCGGCGCGUGAUUCUUCGCUGCAAUAGUCACGGGGAACUCUACACCCUUCCAGCUGCCACUCCCUCCAACACCGCGUCCUGCUCCCUCGCCACUUCUUCCACGCUUUGGCACCGUCGUCUCAGUCACCCUGGUCCAGCCGCCAUCCACAGUCUUCGGAAUAUGUCCUCUAUUUCCUGUAAUAAAAUAGACACCUCUUUAUGUCAUGUGUGUCAGUUAGGCAAACAUACCCGAUUACCUUUCGAUAGGUCUUUGUCUCGCACUUUCGCUCCCUUUGAGCUUGUCCAUUGCGAUGUAUGGACCUCUCCGGUGUUGAGUACUUCGGGUUUUAAAUAUUAUUUAGUGGUGCUUGAUGAUUUCAGUCAUUUCUGUUGGACCUUUCCACUCCGACACAAAUCUGAUGUUCAUCGUCAUCUUGUUGAGUUUGCCGAGUAUGUUUCCACCCAAUUUGGCUUACCACUCAAAACCCUUCAGGCUGAUAAUGGCAGAGAGUUUGUCAAUACAGCCACCACUUCCUUUCUUACUAGUCGUGGCACCCAGCUACGACUCUCUUGCCUUUACACCUCUCCCCAAAAUGGUAAAGCCUAACGGAUGCUCCGCACCAUGAACAACUCCAUACGCACCCUUCUUAUACAGGCCUCUAUGCCUCCUUCCUACUGGGCUGAGGCUCUCGCCACCGCCACCUACCUUCUCAACCGGAGACCCUCCUCCUCUGUUCACCACUCACUACCUUUUCAGCUCCUACAUCGCACCACCCCAGACUACUCCCACCUUCGCGUCUUUGGCUGUCUUUGUUACCCAAACUUGAGUGCCACGACUCCACAUAAGCUUGCCCCUCGUUCGACAGUUUGCGUUUUUCUUGGGUACCCGGCCUCCCACAAGGGAUACCGAUGUCUGGAUCUCUCCACUCGCCGCAUCAUCAUUUUGUGCCACGUCGUGUUUGACGAAUCACGAUUUCCCUUCGCGGCAACUCCCCCUGCUCCCUCGUCUUUUGAUUUUUUGUUGCAGGGACUCCCUCCAGCGGUGGCUCCCUCAUCAGAGGUUGAGCAACCGCGACCUCUCACGGUGGCUCCCUCCUCGGAGGUUGAGCAACCGCGACGCCUUACGGUGGCUCCCUCCACGGAGGUUGAGCAACCGUACGUUCCCCUCUUCGGCCGACGCUUGCCGAACGACACCGUCCCUGCGGCACGUGACGCCCGCUCAGCUGGCACGCCCUUGGUCAGUGCCUCCUCGAUCGGCGCUGCCCUGUCGGUCGGUGCCACCCGAGCCGGCACCAUGUCACCAUUCCGCCAUGUCUACACCCGUCGGCCCACCGUGACGGUCCCGCCAUCAUCUUCACCCAAUGUGGUUGUCACGGCUACUGCUCCUCAGCCGCAUUCCAUGGUGACGCGCUCCCAGACUGGCUCCUUACGGCCGGUUGACAGGCUGACCUACACGGCUACCCACGCCACCGCUGCUUCUCCUGUUCCGGCCAAUUAUCGCAGUGCGUUGGCUGAUCCCAACUGGCGCACUGCCAUGGCUGAUGAGUACAAGGCGUUGGUUGACAACGGCACUUGGCGUCUCGUUCCUCGCCCCCCUGGGGCCAACAUUGUGACGGGCAAGUGGAUAUUCAAGCAUAAGUUCCACUCUGAUGGCACUCUUGCUCGUCACAAGGCCCGUUGGGUGGUCCGUGGUUACUCGCAGCAGCAUGGCAUCGACUACGACGAGACAUUUAGCCCGGUUGUCAAGCCGGCCACCAUACGGGUUGUUCUCAGCAUCGCUGCAUCCCGUGCUUGGCCAAUUCAUCAACUGGAUGUGAAGAAUGCGUUUCUUCAUGGUCACCUAGAGGAGACCGUCUAUUGUCAGCAACCCUCCGGGUUUGUUGACCCCGCUGCCCCUGAUGCUGUCUGUCUAUUGCAGAAGUCCCUGUAUGGUCUCAAGCAGGCUCCCCGUGCGUGGUACCAGCGGUUUGCCACGUACAUUCGACAGAUGGGAUUUCUGCCUUCGGCGUCCGAUACAUCUCUCUUUGUUUACAAAGAUGGAGAUCAUAUUGCCUAUCUUCUGUUGUACGUCGACGACAUCAUCCUCACUGCUUCGACCACGUCACUACUUCAGCAGCUUAUGGCUCGCCUCCGCUCCGAGUUCGCCAUGACAGACCUUGGUGACCUCCACUUCUUCCUCGGCAUCUCUGUGACGCGCUCCUCCGCCGGCCUCUUCCUCUCGCAGCGCUAGUACGCUGUGGAUCUUCUUCACCGGGCCGGCAUGGCCGAGUGCCAUUCUACAUCGACACCAGUGGACACUCGUGCCAAGCUCUCCGCCACCGACGGCCUGCCUGUUGCCGAUCCUUCAGAGUACAGGAGCAUCGCUGGCGCCCUACAGUACCUCACGUUGACUCGGCCGGAUUUGGCUUACGCCGUUCAGCAGGUCUGCCUCUUCAUGCAUGAUCCGCGGGAGCCUCAUCUCGCCUUGGUCAAGCGUAUCCUCCGGUACGUGAAGGGCAGCCUCUCCACCGGCCUCCACAUCGGCUCCGGCCCGAUUCAGUCCCUCACGGCAUACUCCGAUGCGGAUUGGGCGGGUUGUCCCGAUUCUCGUCGUUCCACGUCCGGCUACUGUGUCUUCCUUGGAGACAAUCUGGUUUCUUGGUCCUCCAAGCGCCAGACUACUGUCUCUCGUUCCAGUGCUGAGGCGGAGUACCGUGCCGUUGCUCAUGCCGUUGCCGAGUGCUGCUGGUUGCGGCAACUGCUACUGGAACUUCAUGUCCCGAUUGCUUCGGCUACUAUUGUCUAUUGUGACAAUGUCAGUGCUGUUUACAUGACAGCGAAUCCCGUGCAUCAUCGACGGACGAAGCAUAUCGAGAUCGACAUCCACUUUGUCCGUGAAAAGGUGGCUUUGGGACAAGUCCGGGUACUUCAUGUCCCUUCAUCGCACCAGUUCGCGGACAUCAUGACCAAAGGCUUGCCGGUUCAGUUAUUUACUGAUUUUCGGUCCAGUCUGUGCGUUCGUGCUCCUCCCGCUGCGACCGUGGGCGGGUAUUAGGAUUAUUUAUUAAUCUAUAGGCUGUUUAUCUCCUAAACUUUUACACUCCUAGAUAGUUACUCUCCUAGACCUUUGGUCUUAUGUAACUCCCUAGUAUUGAUUGUAAUUCUGCUAUAUAUAUAUAUGAGAGUUCACCUCCCCACAUUGGUGAGGCAUCUAUUCCA
Messenger RNA from Oryza sativa Japonica Group (Japanese rice), 6153 nucleotides. Lineage: Eukaryota; Viridiplantae; Streptophyta; Magnoliopsida; Poales; Poaceae. The record is from RefSeq and is a predicted model, not a curated record.